GCCAGCUCUCUGCCUCUGUUGUUGUCUGCUUGCUGGGGUCGCUCGCGGGUGUAUCACGCUGCCGGCGCUAAGUGGCCAGGACGACGCCGAAAAAUCGAACCUCGCAGCAGACGGCAGUCGUGGGCUGGCCUCGUCGCAGAUGACGGCAGUCGCCCCUCCUCCCAACUUCCAGCCCAUUUCUCGGACAGGAUGGAGCGCUCCUAACGGCGCCUCCAGCGGCCUGAGCUCCGUCAACGGUGACGAGUUCAGGAUGUAUAUGCCCCGGAAAAGCAUCCAGCGCCCGGCCUCGUCCACCUCUCUCGCGUCGAACGCAUCCUCGAACUCGACUAUAUCGACCGCAUCCACGCAGUCCAACGGCGUGCCUUCCUCCCCCGCGGUCGACGGCAACUGGGGCACGAGGAAGAAGCCGCAGCGAGGCUUGUGGCCGACGUCAAAGGCAGAACCCAUAUCAGGCCUCUCCACCGCACGGCCCCAGUCGAUAGCAUCUGCAUCGUCGACAUCCGCCGCCUCUGCCAUUUCCGCCCUCCACUCGCCAGCUCCAAUGGUUCCAUCACAGCAGCACAAUGGCCAGUCGCAAACGCAACAGAACGGCGCGCCACGGGCCCAAGGCCAGUCCGAGAGCCCGGCCAUUCUUCACCUCGUUCCCAUGAACGGCACAUUUGAGCGGAAAACAAUCACUGUGCCUUUUUUCCCCGACGUUCUACGCAUUGGCCGGCAGACGAAUAACAAGACGGUUCCAACACCGCUCAAUGGAUACUUCGACUCCAAGGUGCUCUCCCGACAACACGCAGAAGUAUGGGCAGACCGACACGGCAAGAUAUGGAUUCGUGACGUCAAGUCGUCCAACGGCACCUUCGUCAACGGCCAGCGGCUGUCUCAAGAGAAUAGGGACUCGGAUCCUCACGAGCUGCGGGAACAAGACAUGCUGGAAUUGGGUAUAGACAUCGUUAGCGAGGACCAGAAGACGAUCGUCCACCACAAGGUUGCCGCUCGGGUUGAACAUGCCGGCAUUUACUCCAACACCGGCAACAACAUGUUGGACCUCAACUUUGGGGAGCUCGACUCGCCAAUGAUGGCUAACAUCAUAAGCCCUGGCGGGCCACAAGGGAUGGGCAAUCUGAGAGGACGGCCUGGUGGGCAAGGCCAGAUGAACGGCAACCGCGUUCAAACACCUUCAAGCGCAAUUCCGAACAACAUGGGUCAACCAGGCCAGCAAAGGCACAUGAACUUCUGGCUGCAGCCUAUCUCGCUGGAACAAAUUGUCAAGAAGCUAAACACGGAGAUGAAGCAAGCUAAAAUACAGAAUCAAGACCUCCUACGGACAAACCAGUACAUCGAUAAUGUAUUGACAACGGAACCGAAGAAGGAGUCAGCGAAAACCUCUCCCACUUCACACGUAAAGAUAUCUCCCAUAAAAGGAGACUUCAAGGCACGAUUUUCCGAUCCCCCUGCGCCUCCGCCUCAGCAACCUCUUCCCGAAAAACCAGACUGCCCUCCACAUCAGCCUCUUCUGCGUAGAAUUGACACCGAGAGACCGAAAAGCAGUGGGUCUCCUAAACGAACCGAUUCACACCACCAGAUAUCAUCUCUCGCCGAAGCUUUGACGUCAGCAAAGAAGGAGAUUGAGUCUCAAAGUUUGCGACUGAAGGAUCUAGAGACGCUUCUUGCCGAAGAGCGGCUCGCAAGAGAGAGCGCGGAGGAGCGAGCCCAGCGGCUCGAGCUGGAGCGCAAGGACGACACUUUCGAGGAGACAACCACCAUACCUGAAAUGAAUGGAGUUGUCCCCGACCCGGAAGAGUCUGAGCCUAUACUAGAUAAAGAUGGCCAGGUAGAGAGGGAGUCAUCGCCAACGGAUUUCGCGACUGUUCGACUCCAACAACGACUGGAGCUGAUGAUCGCCGAAAUGGACGAAAUGAAGAGCAAGAUGGAGCAGUACCGGCAACGGGCCGAGACUGCAGAAGCGGAGAGCGAAACGCACCGGAAGACGCUGUCAGAGAUGGUUGAGAAGAUCAGGCAUGACGACGCCAACCGAGCACGACGGGAAGCCGUCAAGCAGCACAAGCGUAGCCAAAGUGAGCUUUCAGAGGGCCACCUCCCCGUGGGUGUCGAUGGUUCCGAGGAUGAAGGCGAGAUUCCGAUUGUCAACGAUAACAGCAUGGACGUUGACGACGCCGACGCAUUGUUACGACGGGUCGGCAUCCAGAACGGCAGAGCUGUCAGCCCUGAGCAGGCUGCAGCAGUGCAGAAGGCCAACUCUCAGGCACUAGCGCAGUGGUCGAAUGCUCACGGUAUUACCUCUCUCCAGGGAGCCUCAGCUACGAGCAUUCUUGUGGUUGUUUUGGGCUUCGGUGUAAUGUCGUACCUGAACAACUUCUACCCGAAGGUGGAGCGGUGAAGAUGGUCAGGAUAUCUGCACUGAUGUCCUGCGCACUGUCGCCACGAGUGGGGGCUGGGGAUGAAAGAAGCGGAGAGGGAGGAGAGCAAGACGCCAUGGCGGAGGCAAUGGGGCAGAAGAGCGUGACGUCUUCUCCGAACUGCUGCAGUCCGGGUGGCAGAUGGUUGGCUACGCAGCGACGGCU
Mytilinidion resinicola is the source of this 2579-nucleotide messenger RNA. RefSeq lists its product as uncharacterized. Gene Ontology annotation, molecular function: protein binding. Gene Ontology annotation, cellular component: cytoplasm. The record is from RefSeq and is a predicted model, not a curated record. The transcript is spliced from 2 exons. Bases 140 to 2395 code for a protein of 751 amino acids. Lineage: Eukaryota; Fungi; Ascomycota; Dothideomycetes; Mytilinidiales; Mytilinidiaceae.